AUGGGUAAACUUAGGAGAGCUGCUGUGCUCCCAACAAACAUUAUUUUGUUACAAAAUGUUGUGAAAAAAGAUCCAGAAUCUUACCAUGAAGAAUUUUUACAACAAUAUUCGCAUUAUGAAUCGCUUCGAGAUUUAUAUUUGGAAAACCCCACUGGAACAGACUCCAACUCCACAACAGAGUUUAUUGAGCUUAUUGGAUUUCUUUCGGCAGUAUGUAGCUGUUAUCUGAAAGAGACUGCCAAUUUUCCUGAAGAGUUGAAAACUAUAUUACUUGCUAAUCAUCGAAACCUUGCACCAGAGUUACGUGAAAAGAUCAUUCAAUGUUUGACAAUGUUGAGAAAUAAAGAUAUAAUCACGGCUGAAAGUUUGAUCCAAACGAUUUUUCCGUUGUUGACCGCAUAUGCUACAGGUGCAAGUCAUGCUGGAUUGCAUGUAAAGCAAAUGAGGCGUCAAAUUUACUCUACAUUAAUUUCGCUUUUGAAAUCUGUUAAUACUGGUACAAAAAACCAGCGAUUAAAUAAAUCUACCCAAGCAUUGUUGUUUAACUUAUUGGAGCAAAAAGAUACUCAAGGUUUAUGGGCAACAAAAGUCACUAGAGAGUUAUGGAGAAGGGGUAUUUGGGAUGAUUCACGAACAGUUGAAAUCAUGACUCAAGCUGCCUUGCACCCAGAUGCCAAAGUUGCUAUUGCUGGUGCCAAGUUCUUUUUGGGUGCAGAUAAGGAAAGAGAAGAGAAUUUUGAAGAUGAUUCGAGUGAUGAAGAUGGGUUUGAUAUGAGUGCGUUGAAGCACAAGAUGGAAGUGAAUAAGAAAUCAUCAAGGAGAGGAAAAAAAUUGGAACAAGCGGUGAAACAAAUGAAGAAGAAGCUGAGUGCCAAGCAUUCAGCAACGUAUUUGAAUUUCUCAGCUAUCCAUUUGCUAAGAGACCCACAAGGCUUUGCUGAACAAUUAUUUGAUAACCAUUUGAGCUCCAAGAAUAGCAACAAGUUUGAUCUUGAUCAGAAAAUCAUGUUUAUGAAUCUUAUUUCGAGGUUGAUCGGUACCCACAAAUUGAUUGUUUUGGGUAUUUACACGUUUUUCUUGAAAUACCUUACACCAAAACAAAGAAACGUUACUCAAAUUAUGGCUGCAGCUGCACAAGCCUCGCACGAUUUGGUGCCACCAGAAAACAUUGAGAUUGUUGUGAGAAAGAUUGCCAAUGAGUUUGUUAGUGAUGGUGUUGCUGCAGAAGUUGCUUCCGCUGGUAUAAAUACUAUACGUGAAAUCUUGGCACGUGCUCCGUUAGCCAUUGAUGCUCCAUUGCUUCAGGAUUUGACUGAAUAUAAAGGAUCCAAGUCUAAAGCAGUAAUGAUGGCUGCAAGGUCAUUGAUCUCGUUAUACAGAGAAAUUGCUCCGGAGAUGUUGCUCAGAAAAGAUCGUGGAAAGACUGCAAGUAUGGAACUUCAAAAGGGAGACAAGAGUAAACCUAGAGGUCCUCAAUAUGGUGUUGAACAAAGUGUUACUGGAAUUCCAGGAUUGGAGUUGUUGGCAAAAUGGAAGGAAGAGCAAGGGAUCAAUGGAGACGAAGAUGAAAACGAUGAUGCCAACUGGGAAGUUGACGAUGAGGAUGGAGGUGAUGGAAGCGAUGUAGAAGGUGACUGGGUAACUGUUGAAUCGGAUAAAGAAAUUGAAAUCUCAGACAGUGAGGAUGAAAAAGAAGCGGAUGGAAAGGAUGAGGAUUCAGAGUUGGAGUUGUCUUCUGAUGAGGAGGAGGAGGAGGAGAAGGGAGAGGAUAGUGACGACAACGAAAGGCCAAGAAAGAAGCAAAAACUUCAAGAACCAGUUCAGGCUGCAAAAUCUGCUCAAGAUGCCAUGAACGAAUUGCUUUCCAAUAGGAUCUUGACUCCUGCUGAUUUUGCCAAGUUGGAAGAGUUGCGGACCGAGGCAGGUGUAUCAAAAUUGAUGGGUAUUUCCAACGAGGAUGCAGUGGACUCUACUUCGUUGGUUGGAAAAGUCAAGUAUAAGCAAUUGAGAGAAGAGAGAAUUGCGCAAGCUAAGGAAGGUAAGGAAGAUCGUGAGAAGUUUGGUUCUAGAAAGGGUAAACGUGAUGCACCACAUUCCACUACAAACAAGGAGAAGGCGAGAAAGAAGAAUUUCGUCAUGAUGAUUCACAAAAAGGCAGUGCAAGGAAAGCAAAAAUUGUCACUACGUGAUAGACAAAAGGUGCUUCGUGCACAUAUAGACAAACAGAAAAAGAAAGGAAAGUAA
This is a messenger RNA of Lodderomyces elongisporus, 2244 nucleotides long. It is a transcript of the gene SDA1, whose product is annotated as Sda1p. Gene Ontology annotation, cellular component: nucleolus. The transcript has a single exon. The record is from RefSeq and is a predicted model, not a curated record. Gene Ontology annotation, biological process: ribosomal large subunit export from nucleus; ribosomal large subunit biogenesis. NCBI's taxonomy places the organism in Eukaryota, Fungi, Ascomycota, Pichiomycetes, Serinales, Debaryomycetaceae. Bases 1 to 2244 code for a protein of 747 amino acids.